AUGGCGGACCUCGAGGCUGUGCUGGCAGACGUCAGCUACUUGAUGGCUAUGGAGAAGUCGAAAUGCACUCCUGCAGCUCGGGCUAGUAAAAAGAUUGUUCUCCCAGACCCAAGUGUUCGGAGUGUAAUGCAUAAAUACAUGGAAAAGAAGAAUGAAGUAAAUUUCGACAAAAUAUUCAAUCAAGUCUUAGGUUAUUUAUUAUUUAAGGAAUUUUGUGAACAGACUACUGAUGACCAAGUGCCACAAUUAAGAUUUUAUGAAGAGAUUAAAUUAUAUGAAAAACAAGAAUGUGUUGAAGAGAGGCGGCGGAUCGCCAGAGAUAUAUAUGACAAUUUUAUUAUGAAAGAACUUCUAGCACAUUCACAUGAUUAUUCUAAAGAGUGUGUAGCGCAUGUACAAAAAUAUUUAAUGAAGCACGAAGUACCACCGAACCUAUUUGAGCCCUACAUUGAGGAAAUAUUCCAACACCUACGAGGGGAGCCAUUUAAAAAUUUCUUAGAAAGCGACAAAUACACGAGGUUUUGUCAAUGGAAAAACUUAGAAUUAAACAUUCAGCUCACAAUGAACGACUUCAGCGUGCAUCGCAUCAUCGGCCGAGGCGGGUUCGGAGAGGUGUACGGGUGUCGGAAGGCGGAUACGGGCAAAAUGUACGCGAUGAAAUGCCUCGACAAGAAGCGUAUAAAAAUGAAGCAAGGGGAGACUCUCGCCCUCAACGAGAGGAUUAUGCUCUCUCUAGUCAGUACUGGGGUGGACUGCCCAUUCAUCGUGUGCAUGACAUACGCGUUCCACACGCCGGAUAAGCUCUGUUUUAUCCUGGACCUGAUGAACGGCGGCGAUCUGCACUAUCAUUUGUCACAACAUGGCGUCUUCAACGAGGCCGAGAUGAAGUUCUAUGCUGCUGAAGUUAUAUUAGGUUUGGAACACAUGCACAAGCGUCACAUAGUGUACAGAGAUCUGAAGCCGGCGAACAUCCUCCUUGAUGAACACGGACACGUCAGAAUAUCUGAUCUCGGACUAGCCUGCGACUUCUCCAAGAAGAAACCGCAUGCCAGUGUUGGUACCCACGGCUACAUGGCUCCCGAAGUUCUCUCCAAGGGCACCGGCUACGAUUCUUCCGCUGACUGGUUCAGCUUCGGCUGUAUGCUGUACAAGCUCCUCAAAGGACACUCUCCAUUCCGCCAACACAAGACCAAGGACAAACAUGAAAUCGACAGGAUGACCCUUACAAUGAAUAACGAUAUAUUCCAGAACGUGGAGCUUCCAGAGACUUUCAGCCCCAGCUUGAAGAGUUUGCUGGAGGGGCUGCUGCAGAGAGACAUCAACAAGCGACUUGGAUGCAAGGGACGGGGUGCUGAUGAAGUGAAAGAACAUGUGUUCUUCGCGGGCAUCGACUGGCAGCAAGUCUACCACCAGAAAUACACACCACCAUUGAUCCCGCCGCGGGGAGAGGUCAACGCUGCUGACGCUUUCGAUAUCGGCAGCUUCGAUGAGGAAGAUACUAAGGGCAUCAAGCUAACUGAAGCGGAUCAGAUGCAAUACAAGGACUUCCCGCUGGUGAUAUCGGAGCGCUGGCAGUCCGAGGUGGCGGAGACAGUGUUCGAGACUAUCAACCAGGAGGCCGACAAGAUGGAGCAGAAGAAGAAGGCCAAGCAGAAACAGAAGUUCGAUGCUGAUGAGAAAGAAUCGGAUUGCAUACUGCACGGAUACAUCAAGAAACUGGGCGGUCCCUUCGCAAGUGCAUGGCAGACACGUUACGCGAAGCUUUACCCGAACCGGCUGGAGCUGCACCUGGAGAACAGUGCCAAGCCCGAGAUGAUCCUGCUGGACUCCGUGGAGGAAGUAUCGUCGGACCUCGUGUCCAUCAAGGGCGAGCAAUGCAUUGUUCUGAGGACUAGAAACGAUACCAAAAUCGUGCUCACCAACACUGAUGAAAUCGGGCUGAAGGAGUGGGCGCUGUCUCUGCGGUCGGCGCACAAGUGCUCGCAGGAGCUGCUGGCGUCCAUGGCGCGCAAGGCGGGCAAGAUAUACGGCACCGACGGCAACAAGGACGCCAUGUCGCUGGUGCGCGCGCCCGCGCCGCAGCCCUCGCCCGCCCUGGCGCGCGCGCCCAACGGGACCAACUAG
This is a messenger RNA of Spodoptera littoralis (African cotton leafworm), 2124 nucleotides long. The record is from the annotation of a GenBank genome assembly. Lineage: Eukaryota; Metazoa; Arthropoda; Insecta; Lepidoptera; Noctuidae.